Messenger RNA from Triticum turgidum subsp. durum (durum wheat), 1125 nucleotides. The record is from the annotation of a GenBank genome assembly. Lineage: Eukaryota; Viridiplantae; Streptophyta; Magnoliopsida; Poales; Poaceae.
AUGGCCUCCUCCAUACUCUCCGACUGCUCCUCCUGCGCCACCUCCCGCCUCCUCCCCCUCCGCCGCGCCCUCCACCCGCCGCCGCCCCGCUUCCGCCCCUCCCCCGCCCCGGCGCCGUUGCCGAGGAGGCCUCUCCUCGCCGCCGCCGCCUCGCUCCCGCUCCUCCCCCGCGCGCGCCGCAUGGCCGCGCUCGCCGCCGCCUCUUCCGCCGACUCAGGUGUGCCCACUGUUUUGGCUGAUGCAUCUGCCAAGAUCAUCGACGGCAAGCUGGUGGCAAAGCAAAUAAGGGAGGAGGUCGGCGUUGAGAUCGCCAGGAUGAAGGACACGAUCGGAGUGGUGCCUGGGCUGGCGGUCAUCCUAGUCGGCUCGAGGAAGGAUUCCCAGACAUACGUGCGGAACAAGAAGAAGGCGUGCGAUGCGGUCGGUAUCAAGUCGUAUGAGGUUAAUUUGCCAGAGGACGCUUCCGAGUACGAGGUCAUCAAGCACAUAGCAACCUUCAACGAUGAUCCGUCGGUGCAUGGCAUCUUGGUUCAGCUGCCCUUACCUCGCCAUAUGAACGACGAGAACAUAUUGAAUGCUGUUAGUAUUGAAAAGGACGUUGAUGGCUUUCAUCCAGUGAACAUUGGACGACUUGCAAUGCAAGGUCGGGAUCCAUUCUUUGUUCCAUGCACCCCUAAAGGAUGCAUGGAGCUGCUACACAGAUCUGGAGUUGAAAUAAAAGGGAAGAGAGCUGUUGUAAUUGGAAGGAGCAAUAUUGUGGGGACGCCUGCUGCUUUACUCUUACAAAAAGCAAAUGCAACAGUGAGUAUUGUACAUUCAAAAACCAAGAACCCCGAGGAAAUAACAAGACAAGCAGAUAUUAUAAUCGCGGCUGUUGGAGUUGCUAACCUGGUCAGAGGGAGUUGGAUAAAGCCUGGAGCUGCUAUUAUUGAUGUUGGCAUCAAUCCGGUUGAUGAUCCAGCAAGCCCUCGAGGUUACCGGCUAGUUGGAGAUGUCUGCUUUGAGGAGGCCUCCAAGGUUGCAGGAGCCAUCACACCAGUUCCCGGCGGUGUCGGGCCAAUGACAAUUGCGAUGCUUCUGUCGAACACACUGGAUUCAGCUAAAAGAAUCCACAAGUUCAAGUAA